AGCCCAGGUCCUCUCUUAAGGGCUUUCACUUUUACUCUGUAAGUUUCAGGUGUAACUUGAAAUUGUUUUAAAACCAAACCCUUGCAUUUAUUAUAGUUCGAAGCCUCCUCAAUCGGCAUCUUAUUGAAUAUGUCCAGAGCUCUUCCAGGCAAUUUUGCGGCCGAUCUGGUCAUCUUGUGAGCUUCAGGGAUUUGAUGGAGUGUGCACAGUCUCUCAAAGAGACCCUCAGUGCCCAGCUGGAGGAGGAGGAGGAGGAGGAUGUGUCCCCUGAACAAGACACCAUCAGGGUCAUCCAGCAGCACCUCCAGGGCAGAGCUGAGUGGGUGGAGGACAGGGCCAAACAGCUCUGCUUCCUCCAUGCUGUCCCACGUCUGUGCUUCUCGGCACAGCAGCAGGGGUGGGACACUCUGGAGCCGCACUUCUCCAAAGCAGCCCUUGUGGAGAGCAUUGCGGAGCUGAUUGAAAAUCUGCCCAUGGUGUCUGAGCCGAGCUCCAUCGUCUCCAGCUCCAUGGCCGCGGUUUGCAGCCUCAGCAAACUGAAGCCACCACUUGCCCUGGAGCUGGAGUCACGCCUCCUGCGGGCUCUACUCUAUACCAUCUUCACCAUGGGCACUGGGCAGGACACCACUCACUUCCGGGCUCUGCACAACACGUAUUUAGAGAGCCUGGACUCCAUGCUCGGGGGCCUGCUGGCAGAGACCCCCACCACGGACAAGCUGCAGCACCUCUUGGAGCACCUCCAUUUCUGGCUCGACUCCAGAAACACCCAGGAGAGAGCUAGGGCCAUACGGAGCAGCGCUGCCCUGCUCCGAUUUGCCACCUCCCUCUCCGGAUUUGACACCUCCUCCGAUUUCCCCAAGGCGGGCAACUUUGUGCUGCAGCUGGGUCUCUGCAUCUCUGACCCAGCCGAUGACAUCAGCCGGCAAGCCAGGGAUGGGAUCUAUUGGCUGCAGAGGCUCCUGCUGCAGAGGAGGGGGCUGAACAUCAGAGAGGAGAGCGAUCUGUGGUGUCGGGACGGGCUCCAAGACACCGAGCGGCUGGCGUACAGGAACAUGGCCAGGGUGGGGGAGGUCUUUGGAGAGAUCUUCACGGAAGGCCAGAAAAGAUCUUUCCUCCAGGCAGCGCUUCUGGCCAUACAUGACCCCCAGCUCCAUGUCAGCCAGGCUGGGCUUGUGCUGACAUAUUCUAUCCUGGGGGAAGCCGGCCAGCUGAUCGGGAACGAGCAGGAGGACGUGACAGCGACGAUCAUGGCGCACCUGUUCUACAUCCGGUGCCUGCGCCAGGUGCCCAAAGCGCUGCAGGGGCUGUGCUCCGUGGGACAGCCUUGAAGGGCCCCCCCUUCCCAUGCCCAGAAGCUCCCACUCCCUGCCGCAGGAAGGGAGUCCCCCGAUUAGGGGUCUCUAGGGAUCCAGCUGAGCAGUGCCUAGGAGAACCUGUAAGUCAUCCUGGUUCCCGCCUGCAUGCACCACCCUGUCCUGCCCUGCCCUCCGGUUCUUCACUGUUGACUCUGGUUUGACCCUUGGCUCCGGUCUCUGAUUAUGACUUUGGCGUGAUCCUUCUUGGCUCCAGAUGUUGCCUGCCCAUCUUGAUUCCAUAUCUCCUUACCCUUCUUUAGCCCCGCUCCAGGCCCUCCACUGACCCGCUCCAGCAUUGCCUUCUCCUCCUGAUCUUCCCCAACCACUUGGACGUUGACUACCCGGCUUUGACCCUCGGCCUGUAUAUGGACUUUGGCUUGACAUUGACUUGGCUGAUCUUUGCUCUCUGACUACCGGGCUAUGACCUUUGGCAUGGAUUUAGACUCUGACCCUGGUUCUGCUUCUGCUUUGUUGAUGGACUCUGAUCUCGGUUUUGACCCUGGUGUGUCCCUGGACCUUGAUUCUAGCACCACUCUUAGCCUCGGCACAAUCCUGCACCUUGCUGCGACCUGCGCUCCAACCCCUGGGCAUCAUUAUCAGAUGCAGUACGUGACAUUAGGUGGUGAAACUUUUUGGAGAAAAGCAGGCUCUCCGCAAGUCAGUGGCCUGUAUGCAACAGGGACACACCACACCAGGUGUGAAACCAGGGCCUCACUACAUGAGCCUGGUCCGAUGAUGUCCCUGCUGGAGUUGCGCAAUGGAAAUGACUGAAAAUGUCGGGGUUCCUUGAACCAGCGUCUGCCCCUGGACCUACUCCACCUUCUUGACUCGGACACCCGGCAUUCCUGAUCAAUACCCGGAUUACAUGGAUACCUUUGAAAGAAAUGGGGACUCGUUGCCUCUGCACCGGGACUAUGACUGCCCUCUUGACCUGCAACCUUGGUUGAAAGUUGCCUUCACCAGUAUUUACACAUUGGUGGAACCAGAAUUAGUGGCUCUCCCUGCGUACAGGCCUGAAUACCGGUCCUAAGAGUUUAUGAGCAAAUCAGCGUUUCCCACGGGUGCCCAGGCCCUUUUGGGGAAGAAGAAAUGUGGGACUCUACUAUGUCUCUCUUUAGACAAUCAGCCCCUGAAAAAAAGGAUCGUUUGGAACCAUAACCCCCUGCUGGGAAUCCCACAAUUGUUGGCUCGCACGAAAUCUGCAAAGUUGUUCAUCAAACUUCAUCUGUGAGGAUUUCCAAUCUAACACUCAUUUGGGCAGGGGACAAAUGGAAGGCAGAUUUCAAAGCACACUAUGGACAUUUUAACUGUCAGACAUGCCAUUUGAGCUAACUAACAGUCCCCUGCCCUUGCAACACUUCAUCAGUGAUGUAUUUGGGGCCAUUGUGGAUCCGCACAGUGUCAUCUAUUCAGGUGACAGACUUCUUUUUUUUGAGAACCGAGAGCAGCAUGCGCACCACACCUGAACCUGGAGAGGUUUCGGCAGCAUGGUCUCAGCACAGAAUUGGAAAAGCGUACCUCCGGCCAACUCUCCACAGAGUUUUUGGGGUACGUCCUCUCCCCGGAAAAUGUUACGAUUGAUCCAAAUAAGGUGGAAGCCAUUCAUAGAUGGGACGAAGUUUGAAGUCCUCAAGAAGACCAUCGUUUCCUAGACUUCACCCACUUUACUGCUGCUUCGGCCCAGGCUUCUCAGAGCCAAUAACCCCCACGAGAGCUCUCCUCCACAUAAUGGCCACGUUCGUUUGGUCACCCAAGUUCCAAAAAGCCCGCAAACAGCUCACAACUACCUUCACUACUGCACCUAUUUGGAGGCUCAGCACUCAUCCUGGAAGUAGACGCAUCUAUUAUGACCACCAGGGCCUGCUUCAUUUGCUGGUGCCAGAUGUGUGCUGAAAUUCAGACUUAGCUUGACUGAGGUGACUUCUGCGCUUUCACCAAGGCACCACGCACCAAACUCCUUGGGAUUUCAGACCUCUGGAGACCCUGCCCUGGCCAUGGGCAGCCAUUGCCAGGAAUUUUACCGAAUCAAAUGGCCACAUGAUGGAACUGACUCUCAUAGAUCACCUGACCACGAUGGCGCGCUUCAUCCUCUUCUGAACAUGUACCGUCGAUUGAGAGGACAGAUCAGUUCUGAAUUUGCAAAGGCCAAUGAAACCUUUAUUUUGCUAAAUGUAGAUUUCCCACUGAUUUCAUGUCAUGCUACAAAUGACCUCUCCGAAAUUCCCAGCUAUCAACCUGGGUCAACAAAUCCAUCACAUGCAAGAAGAAUGAAGGGAGCCCCUUCAGGACACUAGGAAGGAGUUCAGAUACUGUAUGGACUGCUGAUGGCAAGAGGGAAGCCAUUUGCUGAAGGGAGGCUCUGGGAUCUGUCCAUGUCGCCAACAGCAAUGCAGCCUGCAGCUGGCCGGGCUUGGGGAGCCAUGACCUCAUCCUGUGAAAUCGAGAAGUACUGGCUCUCAGGGAUGCUUAGAUGGAAAACCACACACCCCACCCGGAGGUAGGAGCCACCCAUUCCCAGGUUGUCCUGAGGAGCCACAAUUCCUCCAGGAGCUGGGGAAGGGCACAGUGAUCAGUUUAUCUAAAGGAUUCCCACUGGCUGUUCCAAUCCAGGAUGAAAACUAUGCCACCGAAGUCUCACAGCACCUGGGCAAUGAAGUGCCACUUAAACCCGCUGUGAUGCACAGACCUUGCCCUGGCUGUCUGCCCAGGGCUGAAUUUCACCCAUUCAGAGUUUUUUAAAGGUGCGAAGCAGAUGCUACCCUGUAAUAAGAGGAAACAGAAGCAAAAACUGAAAGAAUGUUACUUAAACCAAUGAACAGAUGCAGAGAGUGGAAACACAGCAAAACAAACCAAUGAAUCCUGUGAGCAAAUAACCUGGAAGGAAAUGGGGGAGAAAACCUCAUCCGGGGAACAGGAUCCCCAAAGGAGGUGUGAGGAUCUUCGACUCUGAUGUCUGCAAGAAGGUUCAGCCACCUUCACAGGGUCGGACUAGCCAUCCAUUGCAGAGGUGAAGACCAGAUGGGAGCUGCUGGAUUGACCUUGAUAUGCCAUGUCCUUGGGUGAAUGAAGGACCUACAUCUCAGGGAUGGCCAGCAGCAGAUGUACCAUGUGUCCAGGAAUAGUCUGAACAACCUACACUGACAGAUCUCAGCCGCUCAGCAGAAUGCAGGAGAGCCGAGUGCUGAUGGGCUAGAGGGGUCACAGGAGUCACCGUGCAGCAGCUGUGGUGUCUGCAGUCAGCAUGGGCCAAACCCUGCGCUCCAGGCUGUUUCUCUGGAUUGCGAAGGGGAGUUUGGCUUGGGGAAUCGGUUGCUGGUGCCUGUGUCCGCAACUGGGAUGUUUUCAGGAGGCUACUCAAUGGUCCAUGAAGCGCCAUCCAAGCAAGUGGAGAAUGGACAUUAAAGAGCGAGGCUGGGACCUCCGCGGAGCUGCUGCAGUCCAGCAUCCACAGCCAGAAGAGAGACAAUGGGAAACGUACUGAGAUGGCUGGCCACAGCAGCAGCCGCCAUCUCAUAAACCUCUGCUCAUGCUCUGCACAACAGAGGCAGGACAAAGAGCCACACAGUGAGAGCCUGGGUUGCAAUGAGCAAUACACAGUUUUUCAGUAGAUUAUGCUGCCCUGACAGUCUACUUCCUGUAAUGUGCACAUCCAGCCUCCCAGGCUGCCCUCAGUGAGAAUUAGGUGCUCUGUGCCCACAGGACACGGCUGGCCUUACUAGGAGGUGAACUGAGGUGGCCACCUCAGGUGCCAGACUGUGGGGGGCGCCACUAGGACAGAGAGUGUAGAAAACUGUGUCUGCUGCUGGUGCAUGUGGAUUCUCUCUGCUCGAGAUGCACAGAGAGGGUGGAGUGCUGUGCUGGAGGAAGGAGGGCACAAGAGACAUAACAGGCAGGCAGGAGAAAAGGUGAGAGAGAAUCACAGAAAGCAGCAGGAGCUGCAGGGGGAGAGAGGAGGAGGAGCCUCUUAUGUACCUCUCUAGCAUGCCCAGGAGCCUGGACUGAUUAACCCCAGCUUCUCAGGGAGCUUCCUGUGUCCUGCUGCUUCCCUGAACCCACCUGAGGAGAACAGGAAGUCAGCUAAGGUAGUAGGAGCCAGUUAGGCCCUUAAGACGCUGAUAUCUUCCCUCACUCAGGCCCUGCUACCAGCCUGCUUAUUUGUCCCCUUCAAUUGAGUGUUGGGAGCCACUAUAGCUGGCACAGAACAUC
Chelonia mydas (Green sea turtle) is the source of this 5561-nucleotide messenger RNA. RefSeq names its product maestro heat-like repeat family member 5. Bases 195 to 1328 code for a protein of 377 amino acids. The transcript has 18 exons. Gene Ontology annotation, cellular component: cytoplasm. NCBI's taxonomy places the organism in Eukaryota, Metazoa, Chordata, Testudines, Cheloniidae. The record is from RefSeq and is a predicted model, not a curated record.